UGCCUGAUCAUGAUUCUCUCCAACCCAAAAGAACGAUGUCAGCCACCUUUAGCUAUACAGCCGCUUCAUCAACCCUCCUCAAACUGGCAUGCUCUGACCCGUCGCAUCACCCCCAAGACCCCCUUCUACUACGGUGUCUUGACGACAAACAUCUUUUGCCGACCAACCUGCACCGCUCGUCUUGCUCGUCGCGUCAAUGUCCGGUAUUUCCCCACUCCAUCAGCCGCCAAAGCAGCAGGUUACAAGGCAUGUCUGAGGUGCAAGCCUGACGAUGAGUUGUUUAUAGGCGAUGCCGAGGAGGUAGUGAUGAAGCUAUUGGACGCACUGGGAAGGAAGAUCAGGGGACUUGACGCACUGAGUAAGGAGGUUGGAGUCACUAAGAGUUAUCUGUGCAGAGUGUUUAAGAGUGUCAUGGGCAUGACGAUAGGCGAGUAUGUCAAAGAGUUUGAGACAGGGGGAAAGGGUGAGAAC
Molecule: messenger RNA, 471 nt
Organism: Aureobasidium pullulans EXF-150
Lineage: Eukaryota; Fungi; Ascomycota; Dothideomycetes; Dothideales; Saccotheciaceae
Exons: 1
Biological process (GO): regulation of DNA-templated transcription; DNA repair
Molecular function (GO): methyltransferase activity; sequence-specific DNA binding; DNA-binding transcription factor activity
Source: RefSeq, a predicted model, not a curated record